AUGUCAAAAAAACAAACGGUUAAAAAACCAAUAGUACCAGCAAUGUUUACAAAAAAUCCUCCUCCUACUUCAACAACAACAACAGAGAAAGAAGAUAAAUCAAAAAAUGAUCGACUUAUUCCAUGGGUUGAAAAAUAUCGACCAAAAAAAGUUAGUGAUGUUGCUUAUCAAGAUGAAGUUGUUGCAGUACUUACAAAAUGUUUAGCUGGUAGUGAUUUUCCUAAUUUGUUAUUUUAUGGACCACCAGGUACUGGAAAAACAAGUACUAUUUUAGCAGCAGCUCAUGAACUAUUUGGACCUCAAUUAUUUCGUGAUCGAGUUAUGGAAUUGAAUUCAUCUGAUGAACGUGGUAUUAAUGUUAUACGUGAAAAAGUUAAAAAAUUUGCACAAUUUUCAGUUAUUACAACACGUUCUGAUGGUAUGUAUUGUCCACCAUUUAAAUUGGUUAUUCUUGAUGAAUGUGAUUCAAUGACAAAAGCAGCUCAAGCAGCUCUUCGUCGAACAAUGGAACGUGAAUCUAAAACAACAAGAUUUUGUUUAAUUUGUAAUUAUAUUAGCCGAAUAAUCGAUCCAAUAACAAGUCGUUGUGCAAAAUUUCGUUUUAAACCAUUAAAAGAUAGUAUUAUUGAAAAACGUUUACAGACUAUUUGUAAUAAUGAAAAUGUUCAAUAUGAACCAGAGGCAAUAAUUGAAUUAGUGAAAUGUACUGAAGGUGAUAUGCGUAAAGCAGUAACAUUUUUACAAAGUGUUGCUCGUUUUCGUACAAAUAUGACAAUAACAGUAGCUGAUGUACAUGAAAUAACUGGUAUUAUUCCAGAGAGUGUUAUUGAAAAUCUUUAUCAAGUAUGUCAUUCUGGUUCAUAUGAAAAAUUGGCAACAACAGUUAAGAAUGUAUUAUUAGAAGGUUAUGCAGCUCAUCAAUUAUUAUUACAAUUACAUGAUUAUAUUUUGGGACAAAUGGCAUUAGGUAAUGAACAAAAAGCAAUUAUUUUUGAAAAAGCAGCUAUUGUGGAUGGAUGUUUACUUGAUGGAGCUGAUGAAUAUUUACAAAUGAUGGAUUUUCUUUGUACGGUGAUGCAUCAAUUAUGUCGAUCAUAA
Messenger RNA from Rotaria sp. Silwood1, 1098 nucleotides. The record is from the annotation of a GenBank genome assembly. NCBI's taxonomy places the organism in Eukaryota, Metazoa, Rotifera, Eurotatoria, Philodinida, Philodinidae.